AUGCUCACCGGUCGAGCUCAGUUCCAGAUCAUCCCUCAAUUGGGAUUUUGGACUGCUCCCACCACAGUGCACCUGCCUCUUAAAGAUCCCGACACACGCGCUGCUUGCUUCUCUUCGCAAGCCUUCUUCCAUUCCCUCCGAGUCCAGCAUCUACUCCACAAACUUGACCAUGGGCUCGGCUGGCCCCAACAUCCGUCCGCCAUGGAGGGAAUCUCCGCUCGCACUUCUCCGGUCCUCACCGGGCGAUCCCUCCCCGACACACUUCUUUUCCUCCUCUGGUGGGAAUGCUGGACUCGGGUGUGUGUCCACGAGGCCAGAUCACUGGGCUGCAAGUUUACUCUCGUGGUUCCGCUCAGCACGUCAGAGUACAUGAUCGCCAAAAUUCUCCAGGCUGGAGCUUCCACCGUCAUCCAGGAAGGCAACUCUUGGGCCGAGGCUGAUGCUCACUUGAAAGACAUCCUGAUGCCAAGGGCAAGAGAACUAGGCAUUAACGCCGUCUACGUGCAUCCCUUCGACCACGAAGAUAUCUGGGACGGGCACUUUACAAUGAUUGAUGAAGUCGUCCGUCAGCUCCAGGAAUAG
Capronia epimyces CBS 606.96 is the source of this 582-nucleotide messenger RNA. RefSeq lists its product as uncharacterized. The transcript has 2 exons. The record is from RefSeq and is a predicted model, not a curated record. Bases 1 to 582 code for a protein of 193 amino acids. NCBI's taxonomy places the organism in Eukaryota, Fungi, Ascomycota, Eurotiomycetes, Chaetothyriales, Herpotrichiellaceae. Gene Ontology annotation, molecular function: L-serine ammonia-lyase activity; threonine deaminase activity. Gene Ontology annotation, biological process: L-threonine catabolic process; L-serine catabolic process.